UUCAAAUGCAGGACAUUCUUACUGACUUCAACAAGGAACAAGAAAAAUUUGUGAAUGAAAAACACAACAAAAGGAAAGGUAACACUGAAACCAGUUGUCUGAAAUGCUGUAGGCAUCUACAGUGUGGAUUAAACUGAAAUGGCUUUAUUCUUUCCAGAGACUGGAGUUCCUCCGUGGGUGGGCUAUCACGAAGAAGAGAGCAUGAAAUCUCAAAUCCUCGCUCUGUCAUCAGUGAGUUGGUACCAUAUUAAUUAGGAUGCUUGUUUUAUUUGAUAUAGAUCUGUAAGAAUUAACAUCUAGUUGUGCUUUUUAGGGCCUGGUAACACUCAGAUAUUUUUUAAAAUAUUAUAAUCUCCCCUUCUUGAAUGGCAAAAAUCUUAACAGCCUCCCCCUUAAAAAUCAUGCAAAUUUUAUGCCCCCUUCCUCAACACUCAAACCGCACCUAGUGUGUGUUUCUAAAUGUUUCUAAAUUGACUUAAAUACAGCAUGCAUGGAUAUAGUAGGUCUAUUAAAAUCACAUUCACGAUUGUGUUUCUUUUUUGCAUGCUGUAUACAAUAGGAUGAAAGGAACUUUUUGCGUGACCCACCAUCGGGAGUGCAGUUUCAUUAUGACUAUGACAGUAUGUUCCCUGUAGCACUUGCCACACUUGAUGAAGAUCCAGAGCUGAAGAAGAUGAGAUUUAACUUAGUUCCUAAAAAGUAAGAUGAGAACAAUAUUUCAUCACAGAAAUACAAAUACAUUAAGAGAAGAAUCUUUUGUAUGCUACGUAAGACGCGCUCAAAACUAGGAAUCGGCCUUUCACUAUUUUGUUAAAUCUCCCCGAUAUGCUGUUCAAAGAUCUGUUCUUUUUUCUUCCGCCAUCCAAACAUUAGGGAACACUUGGUUAUCCAGCAGUAAUUUAGGCAAAUUAGAGCUGUCUUUAAUUGUAUGGCUCAAGGGAUCUCUCGCUUGACGCAAAUCGUAAACUUUUUCAGCUGUUCAAACAUAUUUUAUAAAAUCUGCUCGUUUUGUUUAUUAGCUAUGGAUGAUCUUUUUUUGUUUUUGUUGUGUGAAUGUGUGUGUCGAUGUGCUUUUUUAAUUCCUUCACAGACACAUUCAUAUUAUUGUAUUUAAUUCACCUUAGAGCUAGCCCAAGAUAAGCAACUAGUGCUUUUGGUUCAAACAUGCAGUUUAAAAAUAUGUUUAAAUAAAAAAAAAAACAAGCAAAAAACUGAUGAAUAUACUUUUGACUUGUACUUAUGACUAUAUUCAUAUUGUUUUAUUUUGUAUACGUUUCAUGUUUCAAAGUGGAGCUAUUCUGCUUCUUCAAAGAAUUUAAAAUGUUGUUCAUGUUUAUUUUUUUACUUCUGCGAGACUGUGGUUGCAUUUAAAAAUAGAACAGACAGAAAUAUAUAGAGCUACUUAAACGUUGAAUGCACACUUUGAUUUUUUUUCAUCAGAGUAAAGGAGACGACCUUCUGGCGGAAUUACUUUUAUCGUGUUUCCCUCAUCAAACAAUCCUCGCAGCUCACAUCUUUGGCAUCUGCAACUGGUAUGGAGAUCGAAUAACCAUUAAUAUGUCAGUCAGACAGUCAACAUUCAAUGUCAGAGUACAAUUGCAAAGUUUGGUAACUUUGGUUGCGAAAUGUUGUAAAAUGCGGAAAAUAUAGCUUUGCAAAGUUCGCAAAUUUUGUAUACUUUUGUAUUGCGUGCGGAAAUUGCUACCACAUACAAAAGUAUACAAAAUUUGCGAACUUUGCAAGCCUAUAUUUUCCGCAUUUUACAACAUUUCGCAACCAAACUGUGCAAUUUUACUCAUUUUAGUAUGCUCUUUCCGGGAAUAUACUUCUUUUGCGAAGAUAAAAAAUUAGUUUAUAAUGGGAAUUGUCUAUUGUAGACAUCCUUUCUGUUAUCUACUGUAGGAAAUACAAAUAGCACAGCUGAAAACCAGAAAGGAAAGGAGCAACCAAGCACUCAAUCGUCAGGUGGUAAGUCUUCUGUUUAGAUUCAUAGAUUGUUCACAAUAUAUCUUUUUUAUAUAGUACAAGUAAUUCUUUAUCCUAACAGGAUUUUUUCUUUCUAAAUUUAAACAUAGAUUCCAGCCAAACAAAACAACAGGAAAAAGAAGAUAAGUCUAAGACGCAGAACGUUGUAAGAUAUAACAUUUCUCUAAACUGAUCUUUAUUAAUUCUCUUUAGUCUUUACUGGCUUUAUUUUCUUGGUUAGAGUGAAGAUUUAGGAGAGAUGACUUUAUCCAGCAGUCCUCCACAAGACGAGUUCAUAAGUGACGCUUUUGAAGGAGCACAUGGUAAGACCUAACAAAAUUAUAACCUGUGGUUCCGGAUUCCUAAACGACCGGAGGUUUUUUUUCGGACCCGAAUGCUUUUUGAAUUUGGUUGGGUUGUGUGCUUGUACCCCUCGGCUUUCCUAGCAAUCUUACAACUUAUACCUUAUACUAUCUAGAGCUGAGUAAAGAAGACCUCGAACAGAUUGGUGUUGACAGGCUAAGUGGUAAAAGUGGAAAGAAGAAAACGUCAGGUCCUGUAUCCAACAAUGAAGCGGCAAGCUCCACCAGUGAAAACAAACAGCAAACCAGUGGCACUGCUGAAGGUGAUAUACCUGAUUGGGAACGAGAAUUACAAGAAGAAUUGCAGGUAUUCGAGCUAGCCGAAUCUGCAUGUUCGCCAUGACUACAGGGUGUCCUAAAACCCCCGAAAACUAUUGAAAUAAAUGUAUUGUUAGAAUUUAAACGCCUCGGCACUCUGCUGAACCCACACGUGCAUCAAAGCUUGACGUAAGUAAAUUUUAUGCAUAAAGAAACCGUUUAAUUAAGAAGCUGUUUUAAAUUCCCAAGAGCAGAAAAUCGUGCGUUUUACAAAUAUAUUUUAAUUUCUUAAUAAGUCAAUAAUAUGUUAAAGACCAUGUAAAGUCCGUAAUGUAAAUAAACGCUUUUGUUUACAUUUUGAACUCAGUGCUGGCAGCCGUAAAAUACAUUAGAUAUAUAUUAUACUGAAUUUUAACACUCUUCUUGGUUCGCCGCGUUGUAAAAUGAAUACAGACUAGAGAUUCAAUUCAAAAAGUUCAAAAAAGAUACGAAAUAUUAAAAUGGUUCCAACGGUCGGGUCCUUGUCGGUCCCGACCAUUGAAUGUAAAGCCCGCAGGUAUGCGCAGAAUACCUUUUGAUGGUCUUUAUAUAAAAUCUCCUUGUCAACAUUUUACGCAUCUUUGCAUUCAGCUUAGUGCUAGGGCAUUCAAAUUUUAACAAUACGUUAUUUCAAUGGUUUUGCCGGGGUUUUUUCGGACACCCUAGCUGUAUGUAAUUAAACCAACACACUUCUAUUGGUUGGUUGGGCGAAGAAAAAACAAUAAACACGUGACGAUGAACCGAGCAUUUUUUGCAUAAACCAAAGACAAAAACAUAAGAUAAUGAGGUAUAUUAUGUCUACAUCAAGUUCCCUAACCUUAUUCUAUUGACUAUGAUGUUUAAUGGAUUGUAGUUUAAUGGAUUUGCAUGUUAAAGUGCGACUAUGACCCCAAUUAUGAUUUUUUGUAAGUGUGAUAUUUGGGUCAUUCGAAGAAAUGUAAUAUAUGGAGGAUAUUACACGAAGAUAUGACUUUUUAUCUUCGAGUGGUGAAAACAAUAUUUUACGAACGAGCGCAGCAAGUGAGUAAAAUAUUGUUUUUAACACGAGAAGAUAGAAGUCAUAUUUUCAAGCCACCGUGUAAUGUUCUGUUUAUUAUAUAGUCCCAACUCCAAGCAAAAAAAAUUGUAUAAAUACUAAAAGUCACGUGAUCGAUAUCUUCACUAGUGAAGAUAUGGAAAAUAUGUCACUGUGUAUUUCUCAGUAUCUCACUCUCUACUAUAUGAUAAAUCUUUAUAAUAAAAAAAUUCCAUCUUGAUAAACUUUUUCAUGACUGUCAAAGUUUCCGGAUAUGAUGUAAUUAGGUGAAUUACAAAUUAGUACAAAUUAGUUUUCCUUUGUUGUUUUUUUUUACCAAAAAUUCAUCUAAUGACAUCAUAUCCGGAAACUUUGACAGUGAAAAAGUUGACCAAGAUGAGGUUUUUUACUAUAAAGAUAUAUUACAUUUCUUCUUAGAAUGACCCAAAUAUUACACUUACCAAAAAUUAUAUUUGGGGUUAGUCGCAAAAUUUGAAUACUGUAGAUAGACUAGACUUCGUAGAAUGGGAUGAUGUACAUGAAUAUUGUUUUAUUUUCUUAGGAAUAUGAUGUGGUUGUCAAUGAAGAAGAUGAUGAUGAUGAUGAUGAUGGGUCUUGGGAAAAAGAAAUUGAAGAUAUGUUAGAUGCUGAAGAAUCUUGAGUUAGAUAUAUAUUGUAUUUACUGCAGCACGAUGAUGUGUCCUGGGGAAGAUUGUACAGAGGCUGAAUAGCGCUAUCCAUUGGUUUUAGUGAUUUUUUUUUCAACCAUUGUAAAAAUGCUUUAAAACUAUAAAGCUACAUGUAUGGACCUCGCGAUUCAUAGAAAGGAAGUUGAAUUUAUAAAUAGUAAAGUUUAAUCUAGGUUAUACAAAGAAAUGGGCUUGGAAAACUGAUCACUAUCCAAGUAUUCUGCGCUAUCCGGCAUUCCUGCAACAGGCAACUGUAGAUGAGCGAAGUAUCUUAGGCCUCUAGCAUGUUAUAGAUGGUGGGCAUUUCUAUGUGCCGAAAAUGGUCAAUUUAGCUCGUCUGGUAAUUCAUCUAUGUGCAUAUCAACGCAUCAAACAACUAUAGACUUUUAAAUUAUUUACAAUUACAUUUUUUAAAACAGCAUUGUUGCCAGGGCAGUUUUAACAAAUAUACUGGGUAUACCAUUUGGUCCCUUAGACUGGGCCCUAAUACAGGGGAAAUUUUUAAUUGCCAUUUAUGGGUUUUUGAAUGCUUUUUAAAGAUUUACCAUGGUUAUUAUAAAUUUCCCAUAUGGUAAAAAUCAUGUGUAAUAUUUACCAUUAAUGGUGCUUUCCUGUGCGCAGGAAAAAACAAAGUAAAGUACCAUGCAUCAAUGGUAAAUAUUGCACUGUGUGAAACAUGAUUGGACUGAUGUGACAAAGGAAUAUUGCAUAUCCAUAUGCUAUUGUGCUUCUUGUUCCGACUCGUAGUUUCAGCUUGUCUGAAUGAAUAGUUUUAAAAUGCUGUGUUUUAUGUACUUUAUUGUAAAGAGUAAGUACAUCUUGAGUCUUAAGUUUGCGCAGAUCAAGUAGGCUGCAAUAACCAUUGGAUUAUUUGGAGUAUCACAACCUGAGGAAUACAGUUGAAUUGAUGAGCUUCGACUUGGAUAGAAUUACCAGAAAAUUUUCUAGGUAAUGUUUUCAUAGGAUGAUAGAAGCUUAUACAGUAUAUAUAAUUGUGGAGGGUUUUGUGGAAGGGAAAUUUCAAUUGUGAUUUUUAUAUGUUUACUAGACCUAACCGGGGGCAGUUGUGAAAAAUGCAACUAUUGGCCCCUCUGACAAGAGUUGACCCUGUAAUUCCAGUACAGCGCUCUAACCAACUGAGCUACAGAGUCCAGUUGUCAAUCUGUAACUGCAAGUUCGUGUAUAUAUAUAUAUAUAUAUAUAUAUAUAUAUAUAUAUACUACAGUGAUGCCAAUGUAAGGUGUAUGGGAAUUGUAGAAUGGUUUUUUCCAUGUUACUGCCUUAAGACACUCACAGCAAAUGCAUAUUUACGGUUGCAAUAUUUUAAUCAAACACAAAACAGUAUGCACUGAGUAACAAUUGAAAUGUAGAAAAUGAAAAAUUUUAACAAUUUAAGGAGUGUCUAUUGUUUUGUGUUUAAUUAAAAUACAUAUUUUCCAUUAUUUAAUUGAAAUAAAAAUCUGGUACAAGUUAUGAUAUCGUUUUUGAACAAUAAAUAAAUUGGAGUUACAUAUGUGCAUAUCAAUGAUAAGUCCCAGGGGGAGGUUGGGAUAUGUGGGAUCAUGCGGCCGCCCAGGCCUGCCUCUGACCUUCCCAUGAUGCACAAGGACCUGUAGAAGGGACAGCCAUGAUGACGACAGCAAAUAUCGGUCAAAUGCCUUGCUGUUGGGCACAGAAUAUUUGUCAAUUACAUAACAAGUUUUCAAAAUAGGUGUGGAUUUAAUUUUUUGAGCAGCAUAUUACUUGGGGUAUAUAUGAUGGCACUUGGUUCAAAUAUUGGGUGAAAAACAGCUAUCAGGUUUUGGAAGGUGGGGAGACAAAAAUCAGUGAAAUACCCCACUUAUACCCAACCACCCCCGGGCUUAACAUUGAUUGGCACAUUUAACAUCAUGGCAUAAAUAGUAAUGCAAUCACGUCUUGUUAGCACAUUUUGCUUUAGGUCGCAAAUAUAUUUCUACCCAAAUUAUAACACAUGUUCAUGCCUAUGUUGCCCAUUCUGCUCACAUAAUCUAAAUGCUUGGUUACCUUCAUUCCAUUCUGUACUGACAUCAGAACAGUGGUUAUUAUGAACAAGCUUUCGUUGGUGGGGAUGCAACUACCUGAAAAUAUAUAAGGAGAAUAUCGACGUUUCGAAUGAAGGCCUUUUGUCUGGAGUUACUAGUGGGUAGUAGCGAGUACUUACCUUGCUAGUAACUCCAGACAAAGGACCUUUGCUCGAAACGUUGAAAUUCUUCUUAUAUAUUUUCAGGUAGUUGCAUCCUCACCAACAAAAGCUUGUUCAUUUUAUUGGCAUUACCUACACUGGCAAAGACAGUCAUGGGCGUACGGGCAUAGUUCGAUUUGGGGGGGGGGGGGCACCGUAUAGUUUGGCCGAGCAGGCAAACUUAACACUAAUAUUUUUUGGGGGGGGAGGUCACCAAAAAAUUUUGCCGGACAUCAAAAAUUUUCCCUAACAUCAAAUAAUUUUCACAAACAUACAAAAAUUUUUUCUCUGCAUAUCAUAUUUUUUCUGAAAUUUUUAUGUUUUGCCCGAAUGUCGCAUUGAUUUUUGCCCGACCGCAGAAAUUUUCGGGGGGGGGGGGGCCCAUACGCCUACGAAGACAGUUCACGAUUAUAUCCCAGUGAUUAUUAGCAUUCUGAAUAUGUGGAUUGGGUUGCAACUGGCAUAAACAUAUGUUAGUCAGUUAGGUGUUAUGGUUAGAGAGUGGUAGCAAUGGAAUUAAUUUUUUCUACCAUUCCACAAGUGGAUGAGUAAUUUCAUAAGUAACAUGUAAUGCCCCUGUCGAACGAGAACAAGAGUUGCAUGAGAGUUGACUGGAUAUUACUGCAUGCACGGCAAAAACUCGAAUCAAAUCUCUGUCUCAUCAACAUUUGAAGCAGUUCAAAGUUGAUGAGAGUCAAUAACAUUGGUAGUCAAACGUGAGCAAGAGGUGCAACUCUCAUUAACUCUCAUUCUCGUUAGACCGAAGCUUAAGUAUGGUUCGUGAUGCAUGUUCUUACGACACAUCGCAGACGUUCUAAACUGUAAUGUAAUUACCAACCAUAAAGAAAAGUGCAAGUAUUCUGUAAUAUUGCUAUCAAGAUAUUGCAAUGACCACGAUGCUCGAAUACUGCGACAAUAUCAACAUUUUCAACGAAUCAGGAGGCACCGUGAGAUUUGAACCAAUCAACAUUCAAACAUCAAUUAGUAAGUUCGUACAAGGUGAGCGGCUUGACGUAGUGACAAUCUACAAACGAGCAAUGGGGGCACUCGAAGUGACGUGAAUAAUCUGAGAAAUACUGCUUCCCGUUUUCCGUACCUGCGACUGGCUUUCCGCACUUUCGACAUUCGAUUCGCCGAUCGCAGCAGGGCGCCGCCGCAAAGAUAUCGUACCAGUAAAGCGUGCCGAUCUGAUGGUGCGAACCGUCCCACUUUGUGUUGCAAAACUUGCACUUGACGGCUUGGGGCUUGCCCUGUAAGCAAUGCAUACAUACAGCAGUUAGGUAAAGGGUCCUUGACUGUAAGUCCAUCUCAAUGCAUCCUGAUGAGGUCAACUCCUUAGGUGACAAGAAGAAUGUGCCAUCUAACAGAGGAUAGUUUGCAAACACGGGUAGAUUUCUUUGGCAAAUCACACAAUUCACUGCAGUCUGACUGUUCGAGAAGAGAGCUUUCAAAAUAAACGACCUAGGGUCGUCGCUUUGAGUGAAAUCAUCGUCCAUCUUUAUGUGACAGGGGUUGAUUUUUUGCCUUGGUAGAAUUGUUAUCAUUGUUCCAAAAUCUGUUCGCCAUGGAAAGCUCGACGAAAUAGCCUGUUCUCCCUUUGGGGACGUCGGGAACUGGAAUACAUCCCUAGACCUCGAGUUUGUCCUUCGUCUGUUUGGCGAUUUAACACCAGGCGAGAAUUCGGGAGGCGAUUGACUCGACUUUCUUUGCUGCAUUUUAUUCGGUAUACCACCAGUCGAGUUGCAAUUGGGCGACACGGGUAACAAUGGCUUCUGAUUCUUGUUCUUUUUACGCUUCGAUUUGACUUGCUGAAAAUUAUCGCCCUCGUCUGAAGGUUUAUAAUCCAAAUCCUUUUUCAAAUGCCCCUUACCGCAAGCACAGGCACAGCAUUUGUAGAUUAAAUCGUAGCCCUUUUUCGUCCAUAUAUUCUGGCGUCGUUGCUUGUCAGACCAGCUUCUCGCCCGCCCAACGCUUCGAAGAUAUGCGAGUAUAUCUUCUUCGAACGCGUCUGCACAUUCGCCGUGCAUAAAGCCGCUCUUAUCGCAUUGUUCGUUAUUACAAACAAACCGAACCGAAUCCCAGGGAGUUAAGUCAGACGAGAUACAGCCUUUGGGGUAGCAGCAUUCGUGUCCGUUCGCAUCCUCGCCUACUAAAUCAUGACCGUUUUCGAUCGGCGAUUUCGGUGAUUUCGCUUCUUUGCCAGCCUCGUCGCCGUUAUAAAUGGCCGCUUUUGCCUUCUGUUUCUCUUCUCGUGUGAAAGGCAUUGUUAAACGUUCGUGAGUAAUCCCCAAAGCGUCGAUAUUCGCUUGUGAUGUGUUAAAAGUGACGUUUCGCCCUCAACAUGCGAACGAAAAUAAUUUAAAUUCUUUUGUCUGGUGACAUUUUGGUUGAAUACAGGGCGUGGCUCACGACAGCUGCCCAGGAAAUAUGGGC
Messenger RNA from Paramuricea clavata, 8964 nucleotides. NCBI's taxonomy places the organism in Eukaryota, Metazoa, Cnidaria, Anthozoa, Malacalcyonacea, Plexauridae. The record is from the annotation of a GenBank genome assembly.